Messenger RNA from Aspergillus puulaauensis, 762 nucleotides. RefSeq lists its product as uncharacterized. The coding region runs from base 1 to 762 and encodes 253 amino acids. The record is from RefSeq and is a predicted model, not a curated record. The transcript has a single exon. Lineage: Eukaryota; Fungi; Ascomycota; Eurotiomycetes; Eurotiales; Aspergillaceae.
AUGUCUGAUAUUGUCUGUGCCGUCUGCGAGACAAAAGAGUCCAGCGAAACCACCUUCAUGUGUUGUUCAAGAUGCACGAACCAGUAUUACUGCUCUUGGGAGUGCCUGGAACAAAACUGGGAAAACCACCAAAACGUCUGUUGGGGGGACGCCAAUUCUAGCUCCCACCCACCUUCCAAAAGCCUCGCUGCUUCAAUCCACUCCCCUGGCCCAAAGUCCCCCAGCCGUAUCUUGCUGUAUUAUCGCUCCGAGGAUGAAGCCUACGAGAUCAUCAUUGAUGCCUAUCGUCUCUACCGCGACACCAGGUCUACGUCGACCAGACAAGCCGACCCGAACGAUGUCUUCCGAGUGGUUCCCGACAGCCGUGAUGACUUUCGUCAAUUCCUGAAUCUUGCAGAAAGUAGACCCGACUUGCUUCCUAGGUGGUGGUCGUCCCAGAAGACCAAUGCGUGUCUGUAUAAAGGGUCAGGUGAAGGUUGGAGCUCUUUGGCUGCCCGUGUCGACUAUUUGGGAAUUAUUAAACACUAUGGGAACCCUACAAUUCCGCCUCAUCUGUGGGACAUGGCCAAAGUGGUCUACGGAGAUCUAUGGAGGAGCAUUACAGGGUGGCCCGAGCGGUCCAAGGGCCUGGAAGAGCGGUUCAAAGAUCUGGAGGAGCGGCUCAACCGCCUGGAGGAACGGUUAAAGGGCCUAAAGGAGCGGUUCAAGGGACUGAAGGAACUCAGUGACAUGGAGGGGCGGUUCAAGAACCUGGUCCUGUGA